Messenger RNA from Sinocyclocheilus grahami, 616 nucleotides. Its product is annotated as mitogen-activated protein kinase 8B-like. The transcript has 4 exons. Gene Ontology annotation, biological process: protein phosphorylation. The record is from RefSeq and is a predicted model, not a curated record. Gene Ontology annotation, molecular function: MAP kinase activity; ATP binding. Bases 83 to 616 code for a protein of 177 amino acids. NCBI's taxonomy places the organism in Eukaryota, Metazoa, Chordata, Actinopteri, Cypriniformes, Cyprinidae.
AGCUAAUAAUUAAAGCUCAAAGUGAAACAUUCUAUAUAUGUGACUUGGCAGUCAGGUAAGAGACUCAGUAGUUUUCCUUAGCAUGUCAUCUGAAGACAUCGACCAGUGGAACAAGGUGAUCGAGCAGCUGGGCACACCGUCUCAGGAGUUCAUGCUGAAGCUCAACCAGUCCGUGAGGACCUACGUGGAGAACCGGCCCCGCUAUGCUGGAUACAGCUUUGAGAAGCUCUUCCCAGACGUGCUCUUCCCUGCAGACUCCGACCACAACAAACUGAAAGCGAGUCAAGCGCGAGAGUUGUUAUCCAAAAUGCUGGUAAUAGAUGCGUCUAAACGAAUCUCGGUGGACGAGGCCCUCCAGCACCCCUACAUCAACGUGUGGUACGACCCGUCAGAAGUGGAAGCGCCGCCACCGGUGAUCACGGAUAAACAGCUUGAUGAGAGAGAACACACAGUGGAAGAGUGGAAAGGUGCAGCAGUGAGCAAUGACUCCCAUGAGCCCUCGACGUCCUCGUCCUCCACAAACGACGUCUCGUCCAUGUCCACCGACCCCACCCUGACCUCGGACACAGACAGCAGUCAGGAGGCGCCCGCAGGACCGCUGGGCUGCUGCAGAUGA